Molecule: messenger RNA, 393 nt
Organism: Entrophospora candida
Lineage: Eukaryota; Fungi; Glomeromycota; Glomeromycetes; Entrophosporales; Entrophosporaceae
Source: the annotation of a GenBank genome assembly
AUGAAAAAAACUUAUCCUCAAUUAGAAGCCCAGGGCAUUACGAAUCAAAAAAUUCUAAAAGUCAUUCGUCAUCUACCUCGGGAGUUAUUUGUAGCCGAUAAUUUAAAGAAAGAGGCUUAUUUAGACACUCCUUUGCCGAUUGAUUGUGGACAAACUAUCAGCCAACCCUUCAUUGUUGCCUAUAUGACCGAAAAGUUGGAGUUAAAAGAGACUGAUAAAGCCUUGGAAAUUGGCACUGGAAGCGGUUUUCAGACCGGAGUAUUGGCCCAAUUAGUUCAAAAAGUAUACACAGUAGAAAUUUACCAAGAACUUUCUCAAAAGGCUCAAAAAAUAUUAGACAAAUUGGGUUACAGAAAUGUAAGGUAUAAAGUAGGGGAUGGAAAAUUAGGUUGA